AACCUUUCUUAGAGAGAAGGCAAGCCCAAGUCUCAGAGAGCGGUCCUCACUGGUCUGCUGUGCUUGGGGGCCAGGACUGGUGGGGCUGUGGGUGGAGGAUAGGGUGUGAGAGACAGAGCGACAGAAAGGGAACUCGCUCUUUGAAGCCUGAGUUGCUUUCCCUGAGCUGGGCUGCUUGGGGACAACUUCACUGGGCAAAGGCGGACUCAGCCGGAGUGCUAGGAAAUGGGGCUCAGGAAGAGGCCCUGGGCACCCUGCUGAGCAUCCUGGGGGCAGGGUUUGCACCAGUGGGGAUCCCCUUGGCUCCCUGACCCCAGGGUGGACCACCACAUGCUUCUCUGUUGCAUGAGGACUGGCUGGAGAUAGAGCCUUGAUUUUCCACACCACUAGGAUGGAAAGAGCUGAGUCUCUCACCCUCUUCUGGACCCGGGGAGCUGCAGCUAACUCGGGUCGGGAAAAUGCGACAGCGACUGCCCACUCGAGGUCGUCAUGGCGACAGCCAGUGAACGUGUUCCUCUCCUCAGGCAGGCCCCCGAGUGUAGAGGAGCUGCUUCGCGAGGCGCAGCUCAAUCUCCAGAGCCUGUUGCAAGAAGAAUAUGAGGAACAGUACUCAGAGGCCAGACUUCUGGGGCAGACCUUCCGCUCUUCUGAUGAGGCCCCUGAACCCACCCCCAGCCCAAGGCUCCAGUCUGCCAGGCGUCUGGAGUUUGUGUUGAUGCCUGCAAAACGGCAGCUGAGUGAGGAUGAGACUACCACCCAGGGUGUGAGGGCCCCCAAGGCCACCCUGAGCCUGUCUGCAACCGACAAGCAAACUGCCUGGAAUGGCCCCUUCCCUCUGCCCAGCCUAGAGGAGAAGCGGUGGCUUCCACCUUGCUCCACGCAGUCUGACCUUGUGCCCAUCAACAUUUCUGGGCAGCAGUUUGAUAAACAUGCAAGUUUGCGACACUCGCUGUUUAACACAGAGACAGCCGUGAACCCCAAGUCCACCCUGAGGAGGAGGCGGACCAUUAUUGGAUUCUCUAACUAUUCCCAGCGAGACCAAGGUCACAGCAGCAGCCCAGCAGGCAGUGCGGCUCGCUCUACCACCUCAGACACCAGGCCCAGCCAUUCUACUCCACAAGUCAUUCAUGGAAGAGUUACCAUUGGGCAGGAAACUCGGAUUCCAAAGCUCACCUCACCAGUGCUGAAAAAUCUUUCCAGUGAGCCUGAGGACCCUCACCAGGCACACAGUGGCCUAGAUCCCCCUGGCAUGGAGAGCGUGGGAAUGGUGUACAGUGUCCCCAGCUCUUGCAAUGGGCCAACAGAAUCGACGUUCUCCACUUCCCGGAAGGGAGAUGCCUUCACUUACAUGACUCCAAGUGCAAUCAACCAGAGCAACCAAGUCAAUGAAAGUGGGAAAAGUCCUUCCUCGGGAAAUUCUUGGGUCUCUGUGAACACACUCCCACCUCUUGUUCCUAAAGAGGCAGCUACUCUCUUUGUUACCCGUGAUAAUCCAGCAGGAUGUAGUAGCACAGCCAGCUACCCUGAGCACCCCACCCAACGAAGGCAAGUACCAGAAAGAUCCCACAAGAUUGGUCUUCUGGCUGGUGGUACCCUGAGGCUGGAGACAGGCCCAGGUGGGGCCAGCAGAUUCCGGGAGCGGUCUCUGUCCGUGCCCACAGAUUCAGGCACCACAGAUGAGGAGUAUGAUGAGGAGCAGAAGGCCAGUGAGGCUCGUGCCCUGCCUUAUGCCAGUACAAGCUCUGAGGGCAGCAACAGUGCUGACAACAUUGCCUCCCUCAGUGCUGAGCAGGAGGCCCGGCACCAAAGGCAGAGGUCCAAGAGCAUCUCCCUCAGGAAAGCCAAGAAGAAGCCUUCCCCACCGACCCGCAGUGUCUCACUGGUCAAAGACGAGCCAGUCCUCUUGCCAGAAGAUGGGUCUGCAUUGCCUAAAGACCAAAGGCCAAGGAGCCUUUGCCUUUCCUUGGAACAUCAAGGACAUCACUCAUCCCACCCAGACACUCAGGGUCACCCAGCUGCGCCAACCUUCAAAGAUCCAGAAGGUACACAGUUCUCCCAUCACUGGUAUCUAACUGACUGGAAGUCUGGUGACACCUACCAAUCCUUGUCCAGCUCUAGCACUGCCACUGGCACCACAGUUAUUGAGUGCACCCAAGUUCAAGGAAGCUCAGAGUCCCUUGCCUCUCCUUCCACCUCCAGAGCCACUACACCUUCCCAACUCUCCAUUGAGGUGGAGGCCAGGGAGGUCUCCUCUCCAGGAAGGCCCACUGGACUGAUGUCACCCUCCAGUGGAUACUCCAGCCAGUCUGAGACUCCAACACCCACUGUCUCUAUGUCCUUGACCCUGGGCCACUUACCCCCACCAAGCAGCAGUGUCAGGGUACGUCCAGUGGUACCUGAAAGGAAAUCAUCACUACCCCCAACAUCACCAAUGGAGAAAAUGGCCAAGUCACGGCUGUCAUUUGACCUACCACUGACCUCUUCAACCACCUUGGAUCUGUCUGGGCUGAGUAUAUCCAUCCGCAGCAAAACCAAGGUGAGCCGCCAUCACUCAGAUGCCAAUUUUGGGGCCAAGCUGGCACAGAAAACUAGCCCCAACCAGCCGAUCAUGCCCAUGGUUACUCAGUCUGACCUACGUUCUGUUCGCCUACGAUCAGUCAGUAAGUCUGAGCCAGAAGAUGACACUGAGAGCCCAGACUACACUGAAGAACCUGGAGCAGAAGAAGUCUUUGCCUUGCCAGAGAGAAAAGUGAAACCCCCCAUAGCUGAGAAGCCUCCACUGGCCCGAAGGCCUCCAAGCUUGAUCCACAAGCCACCGUCUGUCCCUGAGGAAUACCCACUAAUUUUGCCUACCUUGCCCACGGCCCCCAAGAGUACCAUUCACCACGUGAAGCCACUCCAAGAAAGCCACACAGUGAUGCGAAAACCAAAGCCCCCCAGCUUCCCAGAUGGCAGAAGCCUAGGAGAGUCAGCAACGCCCUCAUCUCUUGUCCUCACGCCUUUUGCAAGUUCCUCUGGUGCUUUCUUCUCAGGAACACAGCAGCCUCCCCGAGGAAGUAUGGAGGAUGAGGGCCCCAAGGGGAGAGCCUUGCCAGAAAGAAUUAGCCUCCAGAGCCAGGAAGAAGCUGAGAAAAAGAUAGGCAAGAUUCCACCUCCUGUACCAAAAAAGCCCAGUGUGCUCUACCUGCCUCUUGCCUCCCCUGGAGCUCAGAUGGAGCCCCCCAUGGCAGAAGCAAGGCUGCUUCUCAGCCCCAUCAUCACCCUGGAGGAAGAUGCCAAAUGUCCUGCCACCAGCAGUGACCUGCAGUUACCUGGUAAGAGGACGACCUCAGCUCCACAGAUGGACAGUGGAAAGGAGGCAAGCUCUCCAGGGAGUUCUGUGGAACCGAGUGCUGAAGAGAAAAGUUUAAUCAGUGAUAAAACAGCCGAAUGGAUUGCGGAGGAGGAGGAUGAUGUCUUUGUGGCUUCACGCACAACUGAAGAUUUAUUUACUGUGAUUCACAGGUCCAAGAGAAAGCUGCUUGGCUUUGCAGGAGGCCGGCCGAGCUCUCACUCGCCAGGAAAGAACACGGCCGAUUCUCCCAUUAGUGAGUCUGCCGCUGCCGCUGCCGCUGCCACCACCACCGCCUUGGGAUCAGGCAGCAGUUCCAGCCUCGACGCAGGCAGAAACGAGGAUUUCAAGGCCUUGCUCCAGAAGAAGGGAAGUAAGGCAACUCCAAGGUCCCGGCCCUCAGCAGCUGAACUGCUGAAGACCACUAACCCACUGGCACGGAGAAUCAUUGCCCAGUUUUCAAAUGACUGUGAAACCAACGAUAACCCCAGUUCUUAAGCCCUGGCUUCAACAAGCAGAGCUCACUUACUAAACUUGACAAGGGGAAUAGAAAGGCUUUGGGAAAGGAACCAUAGGAAUAACAAAAGAGCCUGCUUUUUUUGAU
This is a messenger RNA of Octodon degus (degu), 3935 nucleotides long. RefSeq names its product NHS like 2 (gene Nhsl2). The transcript is spliced from 8 exons. Bases 392 to 3829 code for a protein of 1145 amino acids. Gene Ontology annotation, biological process: cell differentiation. Lineage: Eukaryota; Metazoa; Chordata; Mammalia; Rodentia; Octodontidae. The record is from RefSeq and is a predicted model, not a curated record.